Hyla sarda is the source of this 3443-nucleotide messenger RNA. RefSeq names its product E3 ubiquitin-protein ligase UHRF1-like. Gene Ontology annotation, biological process: negative regulation of gene expression via chromosomal CpG island methylation. Gene Ontology annotation, molecular function: protein binding; ubiquitin protein ligase activity. The transcript has a single exon. The coding region runs from base 525 to 2756 and encodes 743 amino acids. The record is from RefSeq and is a predicted model, not a curated record. NCBI's taxonomy places the organism in Eukaryota, Metazoa, Chordata, Amphibia, Anura, Hylidae.
UUGCAACAGCUGGAGGCACCCUGGUUGGGAAACACUGCUCCAGUAUUUGGCAGUCAGUACAUGAUGGGGGUUGUAGUUUGGGAACACCUGAAUGUUGGGGAUAACUGAUCGAGGUUCUUGUGCCCCAGGAUGCUGAAAAAAAUACAAAAACAUCCGGGAAAGAGUCCGACAGCAACAAUGUAACAAUAAAGAGGCCGAGUCAGGAAGAGAAACAAAAAGAUCCUCCCGGGCCUCAAGGGGUUAACGACUUCCGAAUCCUGACGAAACAACAGCGAACGGAAACGGCGCUCAGUGACUGGGAGACACGAGGAGUGGGCGGGGAUUCCUUCCAUAGCCACGCCCUGCUGUCGCUUUUACAGCCAAUCAGCGGCGAGAGGGUCUUCUUCCCGCCAAACUAUAAACCGCGCCAAAUCCGGAGCGCGGGAGUUGUUGUCCGCAGUUCAGCAGAGAGCGCAUCACACCGGGAGCCUUACCGGAGAAGCCGCACAGCGAUACCGAUCUAGACCGCAGCCGCCGCCGCCAUCAUGUGGAUCCAGGUGCGCACCAUGGACGGCCGGGACACUCACCGCAUUGACUCCCUGUCUAAGCUGACCAAGGUGGAGGAGCUGCGGGAGCGCAUCCAGGAGGUGUUCGGGGUCCAGCAGGACCGGCAGCGGCUCUUCUACCGGGGGAAGCAGAUGGAGGACGGGCACACGCUCUUCGAUUACAGCGUCGGCCUCAAUGACAUCGUGCAGCUGCUGGUGCGCCAGCUCCCCCCGGCCCCGGUCACCCCGGAGGACACCGACGAGGCCGCCAUGUCCGAGAAGGAGCCCGAGGAGCCGGAGCCCGAGGAGCCGCCCGCAGAACCCUCCGUCCUCGGGCUGUACACGGUGAAGGAGCUGGUGGACGCCCGGGACCUGCACAUGGGCGCCUGGUUCGAGGCGGAGGUGGUCAGCGUGAGCCGGGGGAGCACCGGCGAUGACGUCAUUUACCAUAUAAGGUAUGAGGACUAUCCUGAGAAUGGAGUGGUGCAGCUGACCGGGAAGGACGUGAGACCCCGGGCCAGGACCAAGCUAUCCUGGGGGGAGCUGAAGGCUGGACUGGUGGUCAUGCUCAACUACAACCCGGAUGAGCCCACAGAGAAGGGGUACUGGUACGACGCCGAGAUCCUGCGCAAGCGUGAGACCAGGACCGUCAAAGAACUCUACGCCAAAGUCUUAUUGGGCGAGGUCGGGGACUCCCUGGAUGACUGCAGGAUCAAGUUUGUGGAUGAGAUAUUCAAGAUCGAAGAACCAGGCACCUCCGCCCAGUCCUCCGAACCGCCACCCAAACGCCAAAAUGGUCCAGAAUGUAAACACUGCAGGGAUAACCCCAAGGUCAAGUGCCGCAUGUGCGCCUGCCACACCUGUGGGGGCAAACAGGACCCCGGGAAGCAGCUGUUGUGUGACGAAUGUGACAUGGCCUUCCAUAUGUACUGCCUCGACCCUCCUCUUACUUCCCUCCCCCAAGACGACGAAGACUGGUACUGCCCCGAAUGCAGGAUUGAUACCAGCGAGGUGGUGCUGGCUGGUGAAAAGCUUAAAGAGAGCAAAAAGAAAGCCAAGAUGGCGUCCGCCAACUCAUCGUGCCAGAGAGACUGGGGUAAAGGCAUGGCGUGUGUUGGGCGCUCUAGAGAAUGCACAAUUGUUCCGUCCAAUCACUACGGGCCCAUACCCGGUGUACCUGUUGGCACCAUGUGGAAGUUCAGGGUGCAGGUCAGCGAGGCGGGGGUGCACAGGCCUCAUGUGGCUGGCAUCCAUGGAAGAAGCAAUGAUGGCUCCUAUUCUCUGGUCCUGGCAGGGGGCUAUGAGGAUGAUGUAGAUAACGGGACUGAGUUUACAUACACAGGUAGUGGAGGUCGUGAUCUCUCAGGUAACAAGAGAACCGCAGAGCAGUCAUGUGACCAGAAACUCACCAACACAAACCGGGCCCUGGCCCUCAACUGCAAUGCCCCCAUCAACGACAAACAGGGGGCAGUUUCCAAGAACUGGAAGGCGGGUAAACCCGUGCGUGUGGUGCGCAAUUCAAAGGGGCGCAAACAUAGCAAAUACGCCCCAGAGGAUGGUAACCGCUACGAUGGUAUCUACAAGGUGGUGAAAUACUGGCCCGAAAAGGGCAAAUCCGGCUUCCUGGUUUGGCGCUAUCUGUUACAGAGAGAUGACGAAGAGCCGGCACCGUGGAGCAGGGAGGGCAAAGAGCGCAUUAAAAAACUGGGCCUCACCAUGCAGUACCCCGAGGGUUACUUAGAAUCCGUCGCCAACAAAGAGCGAGAGAAAGAGAACGCAGGCGGCAACAACAUGGAGGAAACCCCGAAAGGCAAGCGAAAGAGGAACUCUGAGAACAUCAAAGCCCUGACGCCUUCUAGUGGGACCCCCAAGAAGUCUAAAGUGGAACUCUACAAACUGACCCCAGAGCAGAAAGAACUGAUCAAGAAGGACAAGCCGAACGCUAAACUGUGGAGUGAAGUGAUGACCUACCUGAAGGCCGGACCCAAGUUCAUCAACAAGGUGGAGGAGACCUUCCUGUGUAUCUGCUGCCAGGAGGUGGUGUACGAGCCCAUCACCACGGAGUGCCUCCACAACAUCUGUAAGAGCUGCCUGGACCGCUCCUUCAAGGCCGCCGUCUACAACUGUCCGGCCUGCAGGCAUGACCUGGGCAAGAACUACAACAUGCAGGUGAACAAGCCGCUGCAGAGCCUCCUGGUCCAGCUCUUCCCUGGCUACGAGAGGGGGCGGUAGAGAGCUUCUCAAUGACUAUACAGAUUCCAGCCGGUGUCCUUCCUGUCGCCCCGUUGUCUACUGUAGAGCGGCAUAAUAAUCAUGGCUCGUCUUCCUUUUGCUUCCUUCAUCUUUGUCCAGACUCUCUGCUGUCUGUUCUACCUCUAUGUCUUAGCGCUUAUAUAUGUUCUCCUGUCAUGAUCUAUGCACACUGUGGCGGAUUUAUAUAGUUGACUGUACUUUUCCUUGCAGGACAUUUUUCAUUACUCACAUUUGCACUGAUUUUUACAAUUAAUUUUUAUUUUUAUUUUUUAUAUGAUGGGGUUACAUUUCCAUUAAAGGGGUACUCUGCUGGAAAACAUCCCCUAUUCCAGUGUUUUCCAACCAGGGAGCCUCCAACUGUUGCAAAACUACAACUCCCAACAUGCUGGGAGUUGUAGUUUUGCAGCAGCUGGAGGCACCCUGGUCAGGAAACACCACCCUAUAUGACUCAUCUCGGGGGGAUAAGAUGUUUUCUGGCGGAUUACCCCUAUAAAGGGUAUAUACAGUGUGCUAUAGCUUUGUAAUACACAGUUAUAUAUUUUAUCAACUGGUGCCAGAAAUGUGUAAAUUUACUUCUAUUUAAAAAUCUUAACCCUUCCAGUACUUAUCAGCUGCUGUAUGUUUCAGAGGAAGUUCUUUUCUUUUUUUUUAUUUUCUUUCUGUCUG